AAGUUAUUAACUUUAAUAGGCGUGGCUUGGCAUUGGUUUGCUUGGGAGUGUAGUACGAGGUCUAGUAUUAUGGAUGAGAUGUUGAAUGACAGGUUGAACGACAGGAUAAAUGAUAAUAAAUGGAAUAUGGAAAGAAUACACUCUUCAGUGCUUUUCACUCUAGAUAUAUUGAAAUGCACUUUUUAUCUCCUUCUCAUCUGGUUCUUUCUUGCAGCUAUCCCUAACUAUCAGUCUAAAGAGACAAUAGGUUGUAUUGCACAUGAUUGUAAGGAGCUGUAUGAGCAGGGACAUACCUGCAGUGGAGUAUACACCAUCAAACCUGAUGAACUACCUGCUUUUGAGGUUUAUUGUGAUAUGAGUAAUGGUAGUGGUUGGACUGUAUUUCAAAGGAGAAUGGAUGGUUCUGUUGACUUUUAUCGCAAGUGGACUGAAUACAUAAAGGGAUUUGGAGAUCUCAAUGGAGAGUUCUGGCUGGGACUUGAUAAAAUACACCGACUCACAGCAACAGGCAAUACUAGCCUACGUGUUGACCUAAAGGACUUUGAAGGUGUCAGUGUGUUUGCUCAUUAUUCUACAUUUAUAGUUGGAGGUGCACACACUAGCUACACACUAACAGUAGGAGGAUACAGUGGGAAUGCUGGAGACAGCUUAUGUGUGCAUAAUAAUAUGAAAUUUUCAACUCACGAUCGUGACAGUGAUGCCCAUCAUGAUUUGAAUUGUGCUGCUCAUGUGAAAGCAGCAUGGUGGUACAAUGAUUGUCAUCAUUCAAAUCUUAAUGGUCAAUAUUUGGCUGGAACUCAUAAAACACGUGGUGAUGGAGUGAACUGGUUAGGUUUUAAAGGCCAUAACUAUUCGUUGAAGGUGUCUGAAAUGAAGAUUAGAAGAAAGUAAAAGUCUGAUGUCUAUUAGUAACAACAGUUUUAUUAUCUUAGACUAGUAAUAGUAUAACAGUUCCUAGUGUUAUGAUGACUAUUAAUUAAACCUUUGUUGCAUUCUUUUUCCAGAUUUUAAUUUUUCAGAUGUAAUAGUUACUAUUAAAUUAAUGAA
Amphimedon queenslandica is the source of this 1047-nucleotide messenger RNA. Its product is annotated as ficolin-1-like. The transcript has 3 exons. Bases 70 to 891 code for a protein of 273 amino acids. Lineage: Eukaryota; Metazoa; Porifera; Demospongiae; Haplosclerida; Niphatidae. The record is from RefSeq and is a predicted model, not a curated record.